UAUAUUAAAACUUGUACCUGGCUUUAACCCCAGAUGAACGUUACAAAGUUCCUGAAAGUUACAAAACAGUAACAUGAUAUGAACAAUUAAGCACAUAGAAAUUAAGAAUACAGCUUAAAAAUUAGAUUUAAUGUAUGCAGUGGAAGCCUUUUGGAAGAAAUAUAAGAAGGAUAAAAAGAGAAUGUUGGCUGGUAAUGAGUUAUGAUAGUGAUUAACAGUACGAAAAUCAACUGGAGACAAAGAAAUGAUCAACGAUAGUUUAAUCAACUGGAGACGAAAAACCAAUAAGAGCUAACGCAAAAUAUAAGUUGUGAAACUCAGUUAAUCUAUAAAUGUAAUAAAACAUAGGGUGUCUCAAAUAGACUCCUCUAAGAAUGAUCAAAACUUGAGAUCCAUCUGAUAAUUCACUUCUUAUUUCAUUUAUACACAGGAAAAAGUGCGCGAUUACUUCUGGAACAGAACGACAAUCGCAAUUUGAUAUUACUUUGCGCACUUAAUUUCUACCAACGCAGCAAAUUUCUAAAGGAUCUUAAAGGCGUCUAAAGACGUCCUAACUUGUUUUAGACAUUUUUAUAAGUUUAUGCUGUCUAGAUAUAUACUUGAAGGAACGGAAAAAUUCGCAUUGCUCGACACAGGAAGCGUUCUUCUCAUUGUCGUGUGCGCGAUAUUUUCCUCGAUAAAUUAUGGCGAUCGUUGGUCGCACGAGGACGAUUUCGUGCGACUAACGAACCGUAUCAUGCUCCUUAUAAGACAUCCGAACUAACGAGCUCCACGAGCAGUGAAUCGGUAGUAACGCAUCGAUCUCGUUCAGGACGAUGAAGUACCUAGCUGUUGCACUUCUCACUGUAUGCGCCCUCUCCUCUCCCGUUCUCGCCGACGAGGGCCAGUACACCACGAAAUUCGACAAUGUGGACGUCGACGCGAUCAUAAACAGCGAGAGGUUGCUGAACGGAUACGUGGGCUGCCUGCUCGAUCGGAAUCCAUGCACUCCGGAUGCGGCGGAAUUCAAAAAGAAUCUACCGGAUGCGUUGGAGCACGACUGCGCGGGAUGCAGCGAGGCGCAAAAGAACGCGGCCGACAAGAUCUCUCACCAUUUGAUCGACAACAAGCAGGAUGAGUGGAGACUAUUGGAGGAGAAGUACGAUCCUACCGGGGCGUACCGGCGACGUUACCUGGAGAACAAAUCCAAGGAUGGAAGUGGUUUCGACUAGGUCGUCUUCGCCACCGGUCGUCGAGAUGUCGAUAUCGAUGCUGACCUUGGCUAUUCUUUCCGGACCCCCGAUUGCUUUGCCUCGUGAUCUUCGUUGUACGGCAACUUUACGUAACGGUUGCGCAACGAAAAGACAUUCUUGUACACAUUGAGAAAGGAUCGGGCUGGGUGAGCGCGCCCGGGCCUUUCCAGCGCGACAUUUCCGCGUCGAUUCGCACGAUUUUGCCCGUUGUCUGGAAUUUCAUCUAAUUCAACGGAUUCGAGGAGCUGUGUGCGUCCGCCACAUGUAGACGAGAACGUAUUCGCUGGUUUAUAAAAAUUGCCCCAUCGAAGCACAUCGUGGAGAAUCGCGAUAGAGAGUAUUGCCAGAUGCGCAUGUCGCUAAACAAUUCGUCGUAAUCGAUCGCAAUUUUGCACGUAUAGGCGAACGAGGCAAUUUAGAUGCGAUUAUCCUUGCAUAACGGCGAAGAAAGAAUUGCGUCUAAUCUCUUUUGUUAUGUUUCCUCGCGCUGCUGUAAUAAUUAUUAGUCUUCCGCUUUUUACCUCUCGUAAGAUGCCAAUGAUGAUUACGCGCGCAUAAUUAUUUACACUUUUCAAUCGGGUAUGUUAAACACAUGAACGCACCUACGCAUAUGUAUCCGACGUUAUCGAUAUUUAUAUUCAACGAUUGUUUAGUUAAACGGAUCCCUCUGAGCGCGUUUCGUUCAUUAUUGUCAGUAAUCUCUUCUUUAUCGAUAGUUGCACUCGAGUAUCCGCAUUCGUCGGUAGGUCUCGCUUCGCGAUUGUAUUUCAGUUGCACGUCACGAUACGAAGCUUCGCUUGUGCCGGUGUCGAAGUUGAUGAUGAACUCGAAAUCGAAAUCGAAAUUAAAAAGAAAGCUGAAAUUAAA
This is a messenger RNA of Dinoponera quadriceps, 2099 nucleotides long. Its product is annotated as ejaculatory bulb-specific protein 3-like. The coding region runs from base 816 to 1211 and encodes 131 amino acids. The record is from RefSeq and is a predicted model, not a curated record. The transcript is spliced from 2 exons. NCBI's taxonomy places the organism in Eukaryota, Metazoa, Arthropoda, Insecta, Hymenoptera, Formicidae.